AUGAGCCGACCUCCUUCCACCCCACACCGUCCUCUUCCUCGCAUGAAACAACCACACCAACUAGCCAUUUCCUACUCCAGCCCAAAGCUACAACCCCAUAUAGCUUUCACGGCCUCUUUUGAAGCCUCGCCCCUCUCCGAUCACCGUCCAAGCAAUCGACCCUUCAUCAACUCCCCUACGACUUAUCUCAUGGCCAUUUCCCUCACCAAAAAACUCGUUGCUACCAACCGGUCUCCAUUUUCACCCGAAGCAUGA
Molecule: messenger RNA, 255 nt
Organism: Dovyalis caffra
Lineage: Eukaryota; Viridiplantae; Streptophyta; Magnoliopsida; Malpighiales; Salicaceae
Source: the annotation of a GenBank genome assembly